AUGAGUCGGGUGGCAGUGCGUUUGCCCAAUCCUGGACUCACUGAGUCACUCACUCCGAUGGACUCUGAGCUGCUAGAUCCAUUCGUUGCUCAGGAGCUACCUGAGUCAGUGACAUCAACCCUCGAUGACUAUGCCAGUUGCGCGCGCUUCAACUCUACAGGGAGAUUUAUAGCGGCUGGAAGGGCUGAUGGCUGGGCAACAGUAUGGGAUAUAGACACGCAGGGCGUCUUGAGAUCGCUUCCAGGACAUUACGACAAAAUUACUGCUGUCAGCUGGUCGCGGAAUUCGCGCUUUCUUUUGACAGCUUCUCGUGAUUGGAAUGUUGUCUUAUGGGAUUUAGAGUACGGAACACGUGUGAGGACGAUCCGCUUCGACUCGCCUGUCAUCGGGGCCUCUCUGCAUCCAAAGAACUGCAAGAUCCUGUUAGCUGUCUUAUCCACUGGCCAAUGCUACACCGUUGACACGAGAAAUGGUUCGACAGAGAGGGUGGAAUUGCAAUACUCGCCGAACGAAGCUGAGGAUGAAGCGGAACAGCCUACCAGCCGGAAGAAAUUCAGCAUAACAACGGCUCGUUUCAGUCCAGAUGGGAUGUUAGUGUUUGUGGGGACCUCUCGUGGCGACUUGCUGGUGUAUGACCUAAGAAGCAAACAGCUAGUUCACGAAGAGAAAAUAUCAAACGCAAAUAUCAAGCACCUAGAGUUCAGUGCUGCUGGAGGACAUCUAGCAAUAUGUUCCAGUGAUCGCGUCGUGAGAAUUAUGAAGCGAAUACAUGCGUCAGAAGCUCAGGUGGAGAUGGAGACAUUUCAAAAACUUCAGGACCGCGUCGGCCGCACGCCCUGGAGUAGCAUCUCCUGGAGUGGAAAUGGUGACUAUGUCAUUGCAGGCGCCGACCACAAAGCUGCACAUACAAUAUACAUUUGGGAUCGUGUAAGCGGUAACCUAGAUAAGAUUCUAGAGGGGCCUAAAGAACCCCUCCUUGAUGUGCAUUGCCAUCCUUUAAAGUCGACUAUAUGCUCUGUGAAUACAUAUGGCGGAAUUUACAUCUGGUCUACCGUGACCACAGAAAAGUGGGGUGCAUUCGCAGCUCAUUUCGAGGAACUGGACGAAAAUGUCGAAUAUGUUGAGAGGGAAGAUGAGUUUGAUAUAGAAGAUGAAGAGGUUGUCAAGAAGCGGAAGCAAGACGAAGAGGAGCAGGAGGUGGAUAUAAUGGACGUGUCGCAGGAUAUUCGUUUGAUGGACCAGAACGGUGAUGGACAUCCAACUCAGCACCGAUGGUUCGAUGAUGACCCUGAUGAGGACGAUGCAGAAGACUACUUCCCACCCAUAUUUGUAGAGUCAGAGGAGACUGAUGAAAUUGCCCGAUGA
Cantharellus anzutake is the source of this 1365-nucleotide messenger RNA. RefSeq names its product WD40-repeat-containing domain protein. Lineage: Eukaryota; Fungi; Basidiomycota; Agaricomycetes; Cantharellales; Hydnaceae. The record is from RefSeq and is a predicted model, not a curated record. Gene Ontology annotation, molecular function: protein binding. Gene Ontology annotation, cellular component: Set1C/COMPASS complex. The transcript is spliced from 10 exons. Bases 1 to 1365 code for a protein of 454 amino acids.